Molecule: messenger RNA, 2148 nt
Organism: Acipenser ruthenus (sterlet)
Lineage: Eukaryota; Metazoa; Chordata; Actinopteri; Acipenseriformes; Acipenseridae
Product: P2Y purinoceptor 11-like
Exons: 1
Coding region: 761-1687 (308 amino acids)
Biological process (GO): G protein-coupled receptor signaling pathway; calcium-mediated signaling; cellular response to ATP
Cellular component (GO): plasma membrane
Molecular function (GO): G protein-coupled ATP receptor activity; neurotransmitter receptor activity
Source: RefSeq, a predicted model, not a curated record
GCAAAAACCUAUCGGGAAUACGCGCUGACGCAAAGAUUUUGUCGGGCGUUGUGCAAUUGUGUCAGAGCUGGGAGGGGGUGAUAAACGAGCAGGGGCAUGUCAAUUCGCUCGCGCCUUCCCUCCUCAUCUAGAAAAGGGACCGCACCAUCCAAAUUUACGACUUUGAAUCGCUGGAUUUACAAGCACAAAAGUUUCAGACUUUUGUAGACACACUAUUUUUAAUCCGAGCUGAUCUGCAACUGAAUGAGGAAGUUUUUUUUUUCUUCCUGUUUUCGAUUUGAAGAUACCAACUCCUGUACCAGCAACGCCAUUUCUUGUUUCACCUACAAGGCAAACACAAUCUUCUCCUAAUAAAUAACUUUAUUUUAUAAUUUUUCUUUAAAUGCCUAGUAUUACAAGAAUGGGCUGCUUUGGAAUAUAACGAAAUAAUUCAUUUUAAUUUUUGUAUGUGUUGUUGUUUUUUUUUUCUUUUUUGCAUUUUCGAAAAGCACAUCUCUUACUUUUCAUUUUGAAUUCUCUAAAAGAUCAGGGAUUGCUUGCCGUACAUAUCCUUCUAUCAACGCGGAAUAAAACCUUUGUAUGAUUUUUGGGAACUGUUUAAGCAGUAACUGUACUUCAGCAAGUGUUGCGUUUUCAAAGACUUUACUUUUCUAAACAUUUGAACAAACGUUUCCGAUGUAUGAUGUUUUUUUUAUUAUUAUUUUUCUUUUUGCUUUUAAAUUAAAUGAACUUUUUAGAUUGUAAUAUAUUUGUAUGAAAAAUGUCAAACUGUACAACAAACAUUAAUUCUACUUUUCAAGCAAACUUUUUGCCUCCGGUAUUCGGGGUGGAGUUUUGCGUGGCACUUUUGGGCAACAGCCUGGCUAUAUGGCUUUUGCUAACACGAGAAAGAAGACACUGGCACACAGGAAUCGUCUUUGUCUUUAACCUGGCUGUUUGCGACCUCCUCUACGUGCUGUCCUUGCCCCUGUUAAUCGGCUACUAUACGAAUGACAAGAACUGGAUCUUCAGCGACGCGCUCUGUCGGAUAGAACGGUUCCUGUUUACCUGCAAUUUAUACGGGAGCAUCUUUUUCAUCACCUGCAUCAGCCUGAACCGCUACGUGGGGAUUGUGCAUCCGUUUUUCAUGCGCAGCUACGUGCAACCCAAACACGCCAUGAUGGUCAGCCUCGCGGUGUGGUUCUUGGUGAUCGGCAUUUGCUCGCCCGUCUUGCAUUUCUCGAUGACGGAGAAGAAGGUAAACACAACGGAGUGUCUGGGAAGCGCGACGGAUGAUAAAAUCACAGAGUACAUUCCUUACAGCUUGUUCCUGGCCUCCUUCGGAUGCGCGUUGCCGUUUUUGGCUACUUUCGCUUCCUAUUUUGCCAUCCUGGUGGUGGUUUGGAAAAACGAUAACAUUACAAAUGCAGAGAAAAGAAAAAUAGGGGUGAUGAUUUUCACAGUCAUUGUACUGUACGUGGUCUCCUUCAUCCCCUACCACGUUCUUCGUAACGUUAACCUGUUUAAUAGAGAUGAUAGCUGCUCCCGACCCCCCAGCAUGAAAAUCUAUGAUGGCUACCAAGUUAGCAAAGUACUGGUUACUUUGAACAUGUGCAUCCAUCCGCUGCUCUACGUAUCGGUUUUCGACAGCAUGAGGGCUAUUUGUGGACUGUCCACCUCUAGCGACUCAACAGACAGGUACAAAUGAGACGCUGCAAACUCCAGUGGACUCUUAGCUAGCUGUUAUGAACGCGCCACCUUAUAGCUGCAACACGGCCGCGUAAAUGGAAGUGUCUGCACGCCUGAUUUCAGCUUGCAGUUUUAUAAUGAGCUUGACGGUGUGCAGCGGGGACACACAUACAGGACUGCAUUCUCUGAGCUCUUUUGACUGCAGGGUUGGUAUAAACAGCAACGCGAUGAAAACAUUGAAGAACAAACUUUUUGUUUUCCUUUCGUAGGGGGUGCAAUAUAACAACAACAAAAAAGCAAGUCCUGUUAUUAUUUGUUUCUCAAAAUAUGUUGCCCUUCAUCUAACAGUAGAGGAUUCUUAUACUGGGUAUUUGUGUCUAUUCUUAGAAAUAUGUAAAAACAAAAUGUGAAAAAACACAGGGUUAUAUUCACAAAAUGUUUACCGCCAUGCUUAGCUAACACCAGCUUUUUAAAUUUAUU